CAUCCCCCUCUUUUCCCAAGCUAUCCAUUUAAAGGGCAAAGAGAAGGUUACUCUCAUUCCCAUCAAGUUUGCUUCCAGGUCUCUUGGUAUAGCCUAUAGACCUUGCACCUCUCAUUGCCAGGGUCAGGGCACCAAAAUGGACCUGAAAGGGAAAGGUCUCUUUUAUGGAGAUGACAAAUUCCCUACUGAGUAUGACGAUGGGACUGUCAAUUGUGCAUUGAGGUUGGGAUCUACUCCCACCUUGAAAUUGCAAUCAGCAGGGGAAGCAACACUUCGCCAACCACAGGUCCUGCAUCGGGCAACAAAAUAUCCAGAAGAGUCUUCUGACAUAGAUUGUACACUGAGGUUGGGCUAUAAAGUUGAGACACCACUGCAGCCAUCAAAAACUGAACAACAUCGAGAGCCCAGAAUGAAGGGACCACCAGCCACUUACCAGGUCCCCAGGAUAUUAUGCAAUGAUUGUCGGAUUCUCUUAAGAAAGGAGCUGGAGAAACGUGCUGAGGCUUACAAUCUCCUUGCCCAGAGGAAGAAUAAUGAAGAGGCUGGAAAUAGGUCCAUGACUUAGUUUCUUCUGCAGUAUAUUUGGGAUGAAAACAAUUUGAAAUAAAUAAAGACCUGUAUGGAUGUAAUAAGUAUGCUUACUUUAAAAAAAUCUAGUUUUGUUUUCGA
This is a messenger RNA of Elaeis guineensis (African oil palm), 669 nucleotides long. RefSeq lists its product as uncharacterized. Lineage: Eukaryota; Viridiplantae; Streptophyta; Magnoliopsida; Arecales; Arecaceae. The record is from RefSeq and is a predicted model, not a curated record.